Messenger RNA from Dermatophagoides pteronyssinus (European house dust mite), 1626 nucleotides. RefSeq lists its product as uncharacterized. The record is from RefSeq and is a predicted model, not a curated record. Lineage: Eukaryota; Metazoa; Arthropoda; Arachnida; Sarcoptiformes; Pyroglyphidae.
AUGUCCGUUGUACUUACAGAUAACAAUAAUUUAAAGCUUACACGUGAAAGAUUUGAAAAGGAAGCUCAAUCAAACAGAUAUAAUUCUAGUGACAGAAAUAUAUCUGAAAUUUUUGAGUGUGUCAGUAAAUUCUUAACGAAACAAGAUAUAACAACCUCUGCAUGUUUCAAUAAAACAAAUCUACAAAACGUCUCUUACACUUUCCAGGCUUCUCCAUUGACUAAUGAUACGCAAGGAAAAAAUAAUUUGUACUGUUACCCUGAGAAAAGUUCUUUAAUAAUUUCUCAGAACAGUAGCAACAGAAGAGUACAUAGAUAUUUGUGGAAAGCUGAAGAUAAUGAAGUUGCAAUUCCCGUUGCAAUCAAAUUUGUUGCUGAUCAAAACAACAGGGAUGGAAGGAGUGUAAAACGUGAAGUAGAGUGUCACAUGUUUACGCAAAUGAAGCUAGCAUAUCUGUUCCAAGAAGGGUUGAAACCAAAAACAAUUAUGGAUGCAUGGCCUUCAAGCGAACUAAUCGCAUACCAUAUUGAUAAUCAUAAACCUGGAAACAGUAUUUUGAUGACACGAAAAUUGAGUGGGCCUGAUUUUUUCGAUCUUAUUAGAUGUGAGCACAAUCAUAACUACAACAAUCAUAAUCUUUCUGGGCAUUGUCAUCAGCAAGUCAACCACAACCACCUGAUCAAAAGCAAUAACAAAAAAAUUGUCAAGAAAGCUAAACCAAAAUCUGGCAUCAAUAUUUUCAGUGAUAUCAAACCAUUAUCAUGUUUAAAAUCAUCUUCCUCAUCAUUAAAAUAUACUGAUUGUGAAUAUUAUCCACCAUACUAUAACUAUUACAAAUUAAGAUGGGCUGCAAUCACUUUAAAAAGAUUGAUGCAGUUUCAUUCUAUAAAUAUUAGACAUAAUGAUUUAAAGCCUGAUAAUAUUGUCUGUGAUUUUCAUCAUGACGAUAACGACAACACUGUAAUAGAUGUUAAAUUGAUUGAUUUAGGAACGGCGAGCUUUGGUUUUACAACAGAUUUUACAGGAGGAACAGCUUGGUACGAGUCGCCGGAACAAAAGCUUAUUGAAUUUUUCGGGAAAAAAAGAAAAGAUAUGCACUCAUCAAAACGAGUUAAUAUUGGUUUAAGUUCCGAUAUCUGGGGCGCAGGAAUAUCUCUUACCGAAGUUUUACUUGGUAAACGAAUCGUUGACGCUUCAAAAACUAGAAAAAAUAUUUACCCACUAGAAUACCUAGGGUGUGAAUUAAACACUAUAAAGCCCUAUAAUUUUUCUUUGAGAUCUCAAAUUCUAGGAAAGCACACAAUGAACGAAGAUUAUUAUUACAAUGGUGGAGAUUUAGAUAGCUAUCCUUAUUGGUUACAAUCUCCUGAAAAUUGGGUAUUAUCAUCUAAACAAAUUUUAUUCGAUAUAAAUAACAAAAAAGCGUCAUUAGCGGAGAUUGCCGCAGAAUGGCUAUUUAACAGUUUAGUUAUUCCUAAAGCUAGUUCACGUGUUAAGAUAGACGUUGCAAUGAAUGUCAUCGAACAAUUUGCAGAGGAGCAAUAUAACAGGAUUCGUUAUAGCUACACCUCUUUUGACGGUUCGUUAAAUUCUUAUUUAAUUCCUCGAAAAUAUAAUCAGAUAUAA